CGGCCGAGCACUGCGGGACCGACAGGGACACGGACAGGGACACCGGGACCGACAGGGACACCGGGACCGACAGGGACACCGGGACCGACAGCGACACCGGCACCGCCGCGAUGGUGAAGCCGCGGUACAAGGGCCGCUGCUCCAUCAACCCCUCCCGCGCCAGCACCAACCCCGAUCGAAUCGGGGGCGCGGGGGGGAACAACAUGCGGGACCGAGCGACCAUCCGGCGCCUCAACAUGUACCGGCAGAAGGAGCGCAGGAACAAACAUGGCAAAGUGAUCAAACCCCUGCAGUUCCAGUCCACCGUGGCACCAGGCACAGUGGCGAGGGUGGAACCAAAUAUCAAAUGGUUUGGAAAUACUCGUGUGAUCAAGCAGUCGUCCCUGCAGAAGUUCCAGGAGGAGAUGGAGACGGUGAUGAAGGAUCCCUACAGGGUGGUCAUGAAGCAAAGGAAGCUGCCCAUGUCCCUGUUCCAUGAUCGGAUCAAGCCACACACCUCCAGGGUUCACAUUCUUGACACGGAAACGUUUGAAACAACGUUUGGCCCCAAAUCACAGAGGAAAAGACCAACGCUGUCUGCAAGUGAUGUGCAGGCUCUGGUGGAGAAUGCUGAGGCCUCCUCUGAGUCCUAUGACCAGGACAAGGACCGAGACCUGGUGACAGAGGACACUGGUGUAAGGGAUGAAGCACAAGAGGAAAUCUUUAAGAAAGGACAGUCCAGAAGAAUCUGGGGUGAGCUCUACAAGGUGAUCGACUCGUCAGAUGUUGUUGUUCAGGUUCUUGAUGCCAGGGAUCCCAUGGGCACUCGCUCCCCUCACGUGGAAUCUUACCUUAAAAAGGAGAAGCACUGGAAACAUCUCAUUUUUGUCCUGAACAAAUGUGAUCUCGUUCCUACCUGGGCUACUAAGCGUUGGGUUGCUGUCCUUUCCCAGGAGUAUCCAACACUGGCUUUCCACGCCAGCCUCACAAACCCUUUUGGCAAAGGUGCUUUCAUCCAGCUUCUGAGGCAGUUUGGAAAGGUACAGAACAAUUCUGGGGAUCUGUGUGGUUGGGGUGGGGCAGUUAGUGUGUGGUGUUUUGCUUUGUUAGGGUUUGGGGCUCAGUGCUGCAGUGGUGAUUCUGUCCCUCCAAGGUGUACAAGGACUGUUCUUUCUCCCCAGUUACACUCUGACAAGAAGCAGAUCAGCGUGGGGUUCAUUGGUUACCCCAAUGUUGGCAAGAGCUCAGUGAUCAAUACCCUACGAUCCAAGAAGGUUUGCAACGUGGCCCCCAUUGCAGGGGAGACAAAGGUCUGGCAGUACAUCACCCUGAUGCGGCGCAUCUUCCUCAUCGACUGCCCGGGGGUGGUUUAUCCGUCGGGGGACACGGAGACGGACAUCGUGCUCAAGGGAGUGGUUCAAGUUGAAAAGAUUAAGAGCCCUGAAGACCAUAUUAGUGCUGUGCUGGAAAGGGCCAAAGCAGAGUACAUCAGGAAGACGUACAAAAUUGAUUCCUGGAAGGAUACAGAAGACUUCCUUGAGAAACUUGCUGCUAGGACUGGAAAACUGCUAAAGGGUGGUGAGCCUGACUUGCAGACUGUGAGCAAGAUGGUUCUCAAUGACUGGCAGAGGGGCAGAAUCCCAUUCUUUGUGAAGCCACCGAAUGCAGAACCAGGUGAACCAGGUUCCCAGCCUCCUGCCUUGGAAGCAGCUGUGACCUCGAGCCAGGAUAAUACUGAGGAGAAGGUCUCUGAGUCGAUGGCAUCGAGUGUGGAGCCAGAAGAGAGGAACAACCCAGACACUGAAAUCAGGCAGCUCAUGUCCCACGUGCGGCAGAACUUCGGCAGGAUUAACGUGGCCCCUCAGUUCUCGGAGGAAGACCUGGUUCCUGUGGAUGUGCCAGGCUUUGAUGAGACAGACAGUGAUUCCUGUGGAGAGGAAGAGCAGGAGGAGGAGAAGGAGGAGAAUGAGCAACAGCAGGAUGCAGGAGAGGAGGAAUCGCAGGUGGCUGCACCAGCCAGGGAGAGUUCUAAAGCAGUUCUUAAGGCUCUGGAGGACAAGAUUGCAAAAUACAAAAAAUUCCUGGAUAAAGCCAAAGCCAAGAGGUUCUCAGCAAUAAGAAUCCCUAAGGGACUGAGUGACAAAGUGUUUGCAAAAUCCAUGCAGAAGGCUGAAGAACCCAAAGAAACUGAAGACGGAGGCAGCACAGAGAAGAAAAGAAAGAGGAAAGCAGAAGAGGGAGGUGAUGAUGAUGACCAGUUGGGUACACAGCCUUGCAAGAAACUCACAUCCAAAGAAAGGAGACGAGCCGAGAGGCAGCAGCGCUCCAAGAAAGUUGGAGUCCGGUAUUAUGAAACUCACAACGUGAAAAAUAAGAAUAAGAACAAGAAAAAAACUGGCUUGGAGGAACAAAGAUCAAAGCACAAAAAAUACAAACAUAAGCAAUAGCUGCUUAUUCUAUUAAAUUUUACAUAAAACA
This is a messenger RNA of Neopelma chrysocephalum (saffron-crested tyrant-manakin), 2457 nucleotides long. RefSeq names its product G protein nucleolar 2 (gene GNL2). The record is from RefSeq and is a predicted model, not a curated record. Bases 111 to 2426 code for a protein of 771 amino acids. Lineage: Eukaryota; Metazoa; Chordata; Aves; Passeriformes; Pipridae. The transcript has 17 exons. Gene Ontology annotation, molecular function: GTP binding. Gene Ontology annotation, cellular component: nucleolus.